CUGCAACCUGCUACUGCUUUCCCUUGUUUCAGCGGAUAAGAUUGCAGACACUUAUGCUGUCUAUGUGGAAUGCUUUUAUUGACAAUGAAGGCUCCAAGAUUAUUUCGGAAAUUCAGAACUAUCCUGUUCUUAUUGGAAGAAGGCUAAAGGUUCAAAAUUAUAAUGGAGUGGCUCUUUCUACUUGGUUUGAUUCAGCAAUUCUUGUGAAUCCACCUGUCCAAGAAGCAAGGGAACUCAAGAACUGGGCAAGUAGAAAUGCCAAAUGCCUUGCAGACAUUGUUGCAAAGAGAACAUACAGUCGAUACAAUCCUGAUCUCUCUUUCCAAGCAGAUCAAAAAAUUACUGAUAUAUCAAAUAUCAGCUCAAAACACAAGGUGUAAAUUUGAUGUUGACCUCUCUGAUGACACCGGAACAGUCACAGCCACAAUGUUUGGCGAUUUAGCUGAGAAACUGCUAACGUUCACAGCAAAAGAAGCAAUGGAGCAUUAUUUUCAGAAUAUGGUGUUACCACUUGAGGUUCUGCAUGAAGACCUAAAAUCCAAGAAAUUCCUUGCGUACAUUAGACCUGUACAGGUUCCCUUGGCUGAUGCAAAACAACGUUUCACAAUGGUAUACUACAAGGAAGCUUCUGAUGAACAAGUUUCUGUUACAGGCUCCAGUGAACAGGCCUUUACUUGUCCUUCAUCAGCAGGCGGAACGUCUUCUUCAAAAGCUAAAGUUUGUCUUCUUCAAAAAUUUGACGAGUCAGAUGAGCAGAGGCAAUUAAGCUCUGAAGCUCUUCAGACCAGCCCCAAGAAAAAAGCUAGACAAGCUUAGAAUUGUUUCCUUUCCAAGCAAACUAUCUUUUUUCCUGCGUUGGCUCCUAGGUGCCUUUUUGUGUGGUGAAGGACACCAAGUCUCAACAUUUUUAAGACCACUAUCAUGCUACUGAUAUGCCUUGCAAAUGCUCAGGGAUUUUCAUGAUUCUGAACUUUGUAUUUCUACACACUCUUACGUUUUGCCUGUUAAUUUGCAUGCCUUUUGCAACUUAAUUUGAAAACGCCAUAA
Messenger RNA from Coffea arabica (coffee), 1047 nucleotides. NCBI's taxonomy places the organism in Eukaryota, Viridiplantae, Streptophyta, Magnoliopsida, Gentianales, Rubiaceae. The record is from RefSeq and is a predicted model, not a curated record.